AGGUUUCAUGGGAUAUGUAGUUUCCGCUGUCCGCUUUCCGUGCCCAGCAUCUCUCAUGUUUGCGAGUUACUUGCAGUGAUGCCUGGCUUCACCUGCUGCGUGCCGGGCUGCUACAGCAAUUCUCACCGGGACAAAGGGCUGCACUUCUACACGUUCCCGAAAGAUCCGGAGCUGAGACACUUAUGGCUGAAGAACGUGUCGCGGGCUGGAGUCACCGGUUGCUUCAACACUUUUCAGCCCACCAACGGGCACCGGGUGUGCAGCCUGCACUUUCACGGGGGGCGCAAGUCCUACAGCAUUAAGGUUCCCACCAUAUUUCCCCUCAGGGGGGUAAACGAAAGGAAAACCCGCAGGGGCAAUGCUGGGGACAGGUCCAAGAAGAGGCAUCACCAGUCGGGUUACUCCCCGGUGUCCACAACGGUGCUGGUAACGGCUAUGCCAGGGCAGGAGCAGGAGGUGCUGGAGCUGACAGCAGGGGGCGCUGAGAUGAUGCUGCUUGGCACCACACCUGGCAUGGGGGCAGACAUGAGCAGCGUGGAGGCUUCGGCAGCGAUGGCAAGAUCCUUGGGCGCCGGAGAAUCCAUAAGUUCGGAAACGAACCCCGUCAACCUGACCGUGAAGCUGGACUCCGGAGGUGGAGGACCAGGACUGAGUCCACAUUUCUCAUCGUCCUCUUCUCAUCAGCAGCUCCAAGUGGUGGUGGUGGGAGAAGAAACCUACCCCAUCCCGGAGUACUACCCGUCCCCUCAGUUCUCCGACCACUCCUACUCCAUGUCUUCGGGGACCACCACGGAAGAGCUGCUGAGGAAGCUCAACGAGCAGAGGGAUAUCAUCGCCCUUAUGGAGGUGAAGAUGAAGGAGAUGAAGUCCAGCAUUAGACAUUUAAGACUCACCGAGGUGAAGCUGAGAGAGGAGAUCCGCCAGAAGGAUAAGGUCUUGUCUAUGAACGCUGCCAAGAAAAAACUUGAAGGCAACUUCAACUAAGAUGGCUUAAGUCGCUGCCGCUAAAACUUUCACUCGCUGCCAUGGUCGGGUGGAACCGAGAAGGUGUGUUCUCGUCCACCAGAGAUAAACACCUUGGUCUCCGAGCCGUGGUAGAUGGUUCCUUUCUACGGCAAAUGUACAGAAAAUUCCGUCGUGGUACAAAAAUGUAAAAAAAAAAACAUGAGUUUCGUUGCUACAUUUUUAACUCUUGCAUGUGUGUUGAAUUCUGUACACCGGACGAAGCUUGGAAAUGUAUUUUCAUUUUCCUUAGAGGUUUUCUUCAGAACCCGUAGAGAGAGGAGAAUUGUAAGGUGGCCAUACACAUUAGAUGAAAGUAGGUUGAUGGUUAAACGAUCGUUACGUUGAUGAAGCCACACGCGAUUUAGUCUGUGUCGGCCGGUACUGUCCUCCAAACUGGUGGUAGAUGUUGGAUGACACCUGGAGAAGGUCGCAGGACUUUUUGGGAAAAUGGUUUGUGGACUCGCCAAAGCAAAUUUUAAACACGGCCGACUUCUUUACAGAUGAAGUCUAUCGUCGGUCAUCCAAAACGAACCUUGGUUGUUAAAUUCCACCUGAUUAAUAUUCGUUGUGGUUUAAAUCGUCCAUUUCAGUCCUCUUUUUUUAUAGACUAAUGGUGCAACUUUUAUAGAGCAUCUGUCCCCAUGAUCAACCCUAUCAAACCAGGCUUACUGGGGACUAAAAUUAGACCUUUCUGUCUCCAAUCAGUGUUACCAAGGUAGAGAAAUAGUUGUUUUUAGUGAUAUGUGAAUGCGGUCCUUGGAGCACCAAGGGGUUGGCCACCACUGCCAAGCAUCCUCACUGCUCCGAUGCCUCGCCCUGAAAUCUCACAUGUGUCCCGGUGGCAGUACUAUCUAUGCACGUGCAGGGAAGAUCUCACCUUGCCGGCACAUGCAAGGUUUCAGGCCAAGGCAUUGGAGCGGUGAUGCCUGUUCCUGCCGAUCUCACUCGGAGGGGGAGCGGUGCUCCAAGGGGCUAGGUGCUCAGAGCACCUAAUUUGCAUGUAACUAAUUGCAGAGAGAAAGGGCUCAUUUUAGUCACCCCUAUCAGGCAGGGUGUGUCUGGCUUAAUAGGGUUGAUCAUGCUGCCAGAUGGUCUUUAAAGAGCACCUGUCAGCAGAUCUGUACCUAUGACACUGUCUGACCUGUUAC
This is a messenger RNA of Bufo gargarizans (Asiatic toad), 2153 nucleotides long. RefSeq names its product THAP domain containing 11 (gene THAP11). Gene Ontology annotation, biological process: regulation of transcription by RNA polymerase II. NCBI's taxonomy places the organism in Eukaryota, Metazoa, Chordata, Amphibia, Anura, Bufonidae. Gene Ontology annotation, cellular component: nucleoplasm. The record is from RefSeq and is a predicted model, not a curated record. Gene Ontology annotation, molecular function: RNA polymerase II cis-regulatory region sequence-specific DNA binding. The transcript has a single exon. Bases 79 to 984 code for a protein of 301 amino acids.